This is a messenger RNA of Lutzomyia longipalpis, 1568 nucleotides long. It is a transcript of the gene Mvb12, whose product is annotated as multivesicular body subunit 12A. Gene Ontology annotation, cellular component: cytosol; ESCRT I complex. The record is from RefSeq and is a predicted model, not a curated record. The transcript is spliced from 3 exons. Gene Ontology annotation, biological process: virus maturation; receptor catabolic process; endosome to lysosome transport via multivesicular body sorting pathway. NCBI's taxonomy places the organism in Eukaryota, Metazoa, Arthropoda, Insecta, Diptera, Psychodidae. Bases 482 to 1372 code for a protein of 296 amino acids.
GUCGUAAUGACGUCUGGCUCAGAAGAAGAAGAAGAAGAAGAGUUUACCUACCGCACCUAAAAUUUUCUUUUUUGCACUUUUUGUGGAGUUUUCCCACGAGUUUUUUCCACAAAAUGCACUAGUUUUGCACGUAGACAUUGUGUGGAGAAUAAUGUUGUAAUCUUUGCGCAUGGGUGCAGUGAAUUUGGAGGAGUGGAUGCUGUGAAAAGGGCAGACAACCCUCGUUUUGGUUGUCUAUUUUUGUCUGGCCCGGUGAUAAAUUCCUAAAAUAGCUUUGUCUCUCCCACUCCUGCGUCACAUUUGCUCAUCCGCGAGUGUCCAGUUAACCAGAAGAAGUCGAGGGAGUCACCCCCAAGGCAGCUCAAGUGGCAGAAAUUAGUGGAGAAAGAUCUCUUUGAAAGCGAAAGUAAUUUUCGUGGGAUUUUCCAGGAGGAUUCAUCAUUUGUUGUGUUGAAGGGAGGACAAAGAAGCAGACUCCGCAAUGUCUUCCUCGAAUUUCCUUAAGAAUAAAAAUGUGAUAAACACUGUGCUCAACAUCCUUCCCGACAAUCGUCCCCUCACAGGACUCAUCGUCGUGGAAAAUCAUGAAAAGUGCCCCAAAAAUUUUGCACCAAUUCAUCUCACCUACGACCAGGACAGCGAUGCAGAUCUGUGGCGUGAAUCGUAUAUUUUCGCCAAACAUCCUGGAAGGUAUUUGUGCAUGUCAAAGCAGGACACUGAUGCUGAUACGGUGGUGGAGACAAUCUCGGUGAUUGGGGCAAAUGAGAGGACCCCCGAAGGGUUCUCCAGCAUCAAACAGACCACGGACAGUGCGCAAAAAGCGUGGCGAAAGCGCCAACUAAUCUACAAGGUGGUGGAGAGAAAAAAUGCUUCCAAAGCCGUUACGGAUAUUAUUAUUUGCUCCAAGAGCAAGAAAGCACCCAGCGGAUUCCUCGUUGCGGGGGAAAUUAGUGGACUGUCGGUGUGCUACAAAGUUGGUCCAGCAACACGGCCACUGCCUGAAUUGCCGCCACCGCCACCAAUUGAUAACAGAGAGAAGGCCCUUUCGGCUCUGGGGAAUCUCUCAAUUUCGCAUAUUUACGAAAAUACCCAAACAAGCCCCCAAGCCCCAUUGCGGCCAGCCCCAAAACCACCGACUCCCACUAGUACCCUCUACGGCACCCUCGGUGGGGCAACGUAUGCUGAAAUUGAGGGCGUUCCCUUUGUGCUGAAUCCCAAUCUACGACGAAAUAACGAUUUUAUCAAUGUGCCAGACUUCAAGCCAUCCUCCACUUUGAGCAGCAGCAACAUUGACUAUGACUUUGCCCUCGAGAGGCAAAUUCUCUGCACGACAAAGGCAAUAUCGCUGACAAAUAACCCAUUCUUCCACUGAGACUGAAAGCUCUCCUCCACAUUGUGUAAUCAUCCUUCGCUCAGAGCGCGCGUCACAAAACGUUGUUAUUUGCCAUCAUUUUAUCUCUAUUAUACGCGUCUUUUUAUGAUAUCAUAAUUAUAUACUGGAAAUUUAACUAAUAAGAGAAUUUAUCUAAUGAAAUUUUACCGUAAAUAAAGCGAAUUUACCAUGAAAA